AUGCCAAGUGAUAAAUCUUGGAUUAGCAAACCACGAAACACACCUGAAUAUGCAGAUGGUCUAAGACAAUUUUUGGAUUUUGCUUUUGAGCACGGGUCAGUUGAUGGGCGCGUAAUUAAGUGUCCCUGUCCAAAAUGUGAUUUUAACAAGUGGCAAAGAAGAGAUGUAGUUGAAGAGCACCUGAUUCUUAAACCUUUCCCAAAAAACUAUAAUUUUUGGUAUUGGCAUGGUGAAGAAUCAAAUGCAACCGUGCAACAGACUUCUCAGAGCACCCAUAUCAUAGAAUAUAAUUUACAGCACCAAGAUCCAAUGGAAGUUAUGAUUAAUGAUGCGUUUGGGUUCACCAGGAACAAUGUCAACGAGCCUGGUGUGUCUUCUAAUCACAUAAAUAGAGAAGAAAUAUUUGAUGAAGGGCACGUUGAGGGGCAUAAUGAAGAUUAUAUAAAGUUUUAUGAAUUGGUCGAAGAUGGCAAUCAACCAUUAUACGAAGGGUGUACGAAGUAUUCCAAAUUGUCCUUUCUAAUCAAAAUGUAUCAUAUAAAGUGUCUUUGUCGAAUGACUGACAAGGCGAUGAGUAUGAUAUUAGAAUUGUUAAAAGAUGCCUUUGAUGCCAAGAUUCCUGGUUCUUUUUAUGAGGCCAAGAAAACCAUCAACAAACUUGGUCUUAAUUAUACCAAGAUACAUGCCUGCCCAAAUGAUUGUAUGUUAUAUUUUGGCGAAAAUGAAGGCUUGCAAGAAUGCAAAAGAUGCAAGUCAUCUAGGUGGAAGGAUAAUAAGAAGAAGCAGCCUGCAAAGAUAUUGCGCUACGUUCCACUAAAGCCAAGGUUGCAAAGAUUGUUCAUGUGCUCUAAAACUGCAGAGUCUAUGAGAUGGCAUUCUUUAGAGGAUCCUCGAAAUGUACGGCUAGGCCUAGCUAGUGACGGUUUCAAUCCUUUUGGAGCAAUGGAAACUAACUAUAGUAUCUGGCCAGUGGUACUUAUUCCAUACAACCGUCCUCCUUGGGAGUGCAUGAAACAAACUUCAUUCAUACUCUCAACGAUCAUUCCAGGGAAACAAAUGCCGGGCAAUGACAUAGAUGUGUAUUUACAACCUCUCAUCCAAGAGUUGAGGGAAUUGUGGUACGAUGGAGUGCAUACAUUAGAUUCUUCAAAGAAUGAAAUAUUUAAAAUGCGAGCAGCAUUGAUGUGGACAAUUAGUGAUUUUUCUGGGCUUGGUACAUUAUCUGGAUGGAAUACAUACACUUAG
Nicotiana attenuata is the source of this 1245-nucleotide messenger RNA. RefSeq lists its product as uncharacterized. NCBI's taxonomy places the organism in Eukaryota, Viridiplantae, Streptophyta, Magnoliopsida, Solanales, Solanaceae. The record is from RefSeq and is a predicted model, not a curated record. The transcript has 2 exons. Bases 1 to 1245 code for a protein of 414 amino acids.